AAAAGAAGAACUGAAACAGUCUGCGUUGAGCGCUCGUGGAGUGGUUAUAUUCGCCGGCUCGACCCUGAAGAUACCGCGGCGAGAAAAUUACGAAGGGAAAAAAAGCGAAACGUCGCGCCGUGUUUAUAUUUCUUUAUAAAUAAAUUAUUUUGUUGUGUGUUAUGGGAUAUUAGGACUUUAUUUUUUUUGGUGGGAAUUAUGGCCAAUUUUGCUGUUUCUUUAAAAAGGAGCUCCAGUGAUUUUGAAGAUCAAAUGUUAUACAGAAAGAAACCUGAUCUGAGAAAUGAUGCUGAUAAAGCAGAACCGAAAGACUUGACCAACAGAAAUAUGUUUCCUAGCACCCAAAUUAAAAUGAGACUAAUGUCACCAAAUAUCUCUCCGGCUACAUCACCAACAAUGUCAUCGUCAUCGUCCCCCACCCCUCCACCACCCAGUACCACCACUACCAUGUCGGCUGCCAGCUACACCAAAAUGGCGGGUAUUCCUUGCGUUGCCGCUGCCUCCAGAUAUACUGCUCCGGUGCAUAUUGACGUUGGCGGGACCAUUUACACCUCAUCGUUGGAAACCCUUACCAAAUAUCCGGAGUCCAGACUAGCAAAACUCUUUAACGGUAGUAUUCCUAUAGUGCUAGACUCCCUGAAACAGCACUAUUUCAUAGACAGAGACGGAGGCAUGUUUCGUCACAUUUUAAACUUUAUGCGCAACUCGAAGCUCUUAAUUCCAGAAAACUUCCAAGACUUGGAUCUCCUGUUAGAAGAGGCCAAGUAUUUUGACAUCCCUCCAAUGGUGCGACAGCUGGAGCAAAUGAAAAAAGAGCGUCAAAAGAAUGGGGUUUCUUGUCCAGCUCUUACAAUUACGUCAUUAACAGGAGCUUCUUCGGGAUCCAGGACCCUGGAUAGAAGUCCCAGAAAUUCAGGGAGUCAAGAUUUGUACGAGUGCGUAGCGUUACACGUUAGUCCGGACCUUGGGGAGCGAAUAAUGUUGAGUGGGGACAGAAGUCUUCUGGAUGAGGUGUUUCCUGAAACAAAUCAGGCAGUUAUGGAUGCUAGGAUGGGAGCAGCUUGGAAUCAGCAGGAUGCGCAUCACGUGAUUAGGUUUCCUCUUAACGGGUAUUGUAAGCUCAACUCAAUGCAAGUGAUUCGAAGGCUUCUAAAUGCCGGAUUUAAAAUAGCGGCCAGCAAUGGUGGAGGAGUGGAAGGACAGCAGUUUUCUGAAUAUUUGUUUGUGAGAAGGGUGCUGCCAGGGUGAUUCUUGCAGGGGCGAGGGGUGGACUUUAUUAAAGUUGAAAAUGAUUUAAAUUGAGAAAGUCAACAGUGUAUAUAGGACUGAUAUUUUAAAAAUGCUUGGAUCUAACAAAGAAGCUUUUGUUACUCUGUUUUUUUUCGAAAUUUUAAUGACGAUCUUAUAUGUAGAAGUGGAUUAAAUUUGUCUUACUUGAUCUCGAAAAAAUCUUUUUACCUGUGAUUUUUGGCAUCAAAUGUUAAAAAUUGAAAUAGACACACUAAUGUAAUAUUAUAUUGAUGUAAACAAGUAGAA
Messenger RNA from Anthonomus grandis grandis, 1536 nucleotides. It is a transcript of the gene twz, whose product is annotated as BTB/POZ domain-containing protein Tiwaz. Gene Ontology annotation, molecular function: protein binding. NCBI's taxonomy places the organism in Eukaryota, Metazoa, Arthropoda, Insecta, Coleoptera, Curculionidae. The record is from RefSeq and is a predicted model, not a curated record. Gene Ontology annotation, biological process: protein homooligomerization. Bases 199 to 1248 code for a protein of 349 amino acids. The transcript has 6 exons.